This is a messenger RNA of Triticum dicoccoides, 2200 nucleotides long. Its product is annotated as protein SINE1-like. Lineage: Eukaryota; Viridiplantae; Streptophyta; Magnoliopsida; Poales; Poaceae. Gene Ontology annotation, molecular function: microtubule binding. Gene Ontology annotation, cellular component: microtubule. The coding region runs from base 208 to 2022 and encodes 604 amino acids. The transcript has 3 exons. The record is from RefSeq and is a predicted model, not a curated record.
UUCCCCACAAAGUCAGCGGAAAGAGAAAAAAAGGAAAGAAACAAGAAACCCCCACCGCCGCCGCCGCCCCCGCCCGCAACUGCUCCCCGUCCCCCGCCGGAGCAAGCCUGCCACGUCGAGCGGAGGGAGCCCUCCCUCGUCGGCGUUCCCCUCCUCCUCCUCCACGCCUCCACCGGACUCGGGAGGGUUCCCCUCGCUGUGUAUGCAAUGGGGAGGAGUUUAAGAGCGGGACGCCAUGCAGAACUGGAAGACUCUGUGGCAGAUCCUGUCAGCGAAAAGCAAGCCUUCAGAGGGUGGAAGCAGUAUGUGAAAGAACUCAACUCGAACACACUUCCACCAUUUCUCACCCGCCUUUGUGACCCUGACAAGCCAUGCUCAUACUCUGAGGAGGAGCUCUUAUGCGUGUUUGAGACUGCUGCGGAAGUCCAUGGCUGCAACAUUGUGCCACAUAUCAGCCAGAUCGUUUCAGCCAUCAUUAGAAUCAUGUCUUCAGCCACAGGGUCCUUGCAUGGUGUUGGUUGCUCCAAGGUGAUACGCACAUUAUCACGCUAUGUCAUUGAUCCCCUGGGAACAGAAGAAGAGAAAAGUGGGAUCAUUAGCUCUCUCUGCAGUCCCUUUUCUGGUUGCUUGAUGAGCACGAAGGAGAGUGUAUCUUCUGGUUCUGCUCUCUGCGUCACUGCACUUAUCCAGUCCAACAAUUGGCAAUUUGCAUCUCACGAGUUAGUUAACGACAUCUGCUUAAAAGUCUCAGGGGCCUUAGGGGAGGUACGCUGCCAGACCAUUUCACACUUAGGCUUAGUGGUUGCUCUAUUGGAACAGAAUUGGUUGACACUUGAGCCUUACGGGCGGUCUUUGAUAAGAUCAGGCUUAAGUAUAUUGGACAAGAGUACUAAAGCAAGCAAUUCUCAGAUGAUCAUAUCAUCCAUUCAAAUGAUACACUCCAUCAUGAAGACUUUGGAAUUGAGCAUCAUAUUUUCUGAGAUCAGUAGCAUUAUCCAAGCUAUGGAGCAACUGAGGGAUCAUUGCAUGCCAGAGAUCAGCACUCCAGCUUUUCAGGCAGCUGAGACUGCUAAUACACUGUACAAGCAGGAAGAGUGUGGACAUGGCAAAAGAAUUAGUCCAUUGGCAAAAAUUCAUGAUGGAAGACAUAGGAGGAGGGGAUCAUAUUCACAUUCUGUUAUGGAUGAUGCGGAAAUAAGAAACUGCGGUUCAAAUGAAUCUCUGUAUGAUGAUACACAAUCUGUUAAUCGGUUCAGAGACCAUGAUUCCCAGCCUUCAGUGGGGCAAUACUCAGGUGUACCUGUAAGUGCACGGGUAAGGAGGCGACUGUUGAGUAAUGGUUCUGACAGACAACAUCAAAUGUCCAGUGAUGAGUUUCCUCGCACUAUUGUAUCUGAUUAUCGUGAUGGUGUCGGUGUGAUAGCACAAUAUGGUUCUGCUGGUCUGCUAGAUAAGUCAAUGAGGAGGUAUUCAGAUGUAUCAACAAGGACUGCUGAUCCAUGCCCUAUGUGUUUAACACCGCGAACUACUAAUCGAUGCUCUCAGAUAUCAAGGCGAGGAACUUUCUCAGAAGACGUUUGGAUGCAGUCAACCCCAAGGAAGCAGCUCCAGUUUCAUAGCUCUAGCAGUGAAUCAAAAAGAGAUACUCACAGAUUACCCGACAGCCCAUCUCUGAGACGGCACUGUUCAGGACAAUGUACAAAUGGUGAAGUUGAGGAAAGGAACGGCUACUGUGAUUCUGUUCAGCAUGACAGCCAGUGUCAUGUACAGAGCAAUGAUACCUCGAUAGAAGAUCUGAAGCUACCACCAACCAACAGUGAGCGUUCUGAUAGUGCAGGCGAAUCUCGAAGCGGAGAAUGUCGAGCUGAGAAUGAGAAGAUGACAAGAGUCAGGAAAGGGAGCAGAAACUGCUCUGGCACCCUACUUUUUCUCCUUGUAUGUGCUCUAGUGAUACUGGUCAUUGCGCUCUUGCUAGCUUGGUGGAAGGAGGAUCAGAGGGAGCCGUAUGUUGUACCCACAUAGUAGCGUCUUUCUGCCUGUAUGCAGGUUGUUCUGCGAUGUGCGUUGGCUUUGGUGUAGAUUGCGAGUUAAAGUGGGGUAAAGGUUGAGAAGUUGUGUUGAUUUAGUCGAACGAUAGUGAUAGUUUGCUGGAUUGUACAUUCUGAUUGUUGGCAUGAAUACCAUGAUAGUUUUGUGUUCA